AUGGCUCCCGCACAGAAAGGAGGCGAGAAGAAGAAGGGCUGUUCUGGCAGCAACGAGGUCAUGACCAGAAAGUACACCAUCAACAUCCAUAAGGACAUGCAUGGCGUAGGCUUCCAGAAACGUGCUCCUCGGGCAGCCAAAGAGAUCCGGAAACUUGCCAUGACAGAGAUGGGAACUCCAGAUGUGCACGUGGACACCAGGCUCAACAAAGCCGUCUGGGCCAAAGGAAUAAGGAAUGUCCCUCGCCGUACCCGGGCGCAGUUGUCCAGAAAACAAAAUGAGGAUGAAGAUUCAGCAAACAAGCUCUGUACGUUGGUCACCUGCGUACCUGUCACCACUUUCAAAAAUCUACAAACAGUUAAUGUGGACAAGAAUUAA
Pteronotus mesoamericanus is the source of this 378-nucleotide messenger RNA. RefSeq names its product 60S ribosomal protein L31-like. Gene Ontology annotation, biological process: cytoplasmic translation. The record is from RefSeq and is a predicted model, not a curated record. The transcript has a single exon. Lineage: Eukaryota; Metazoa; Chordata; Mammalia; Chiroptera; Mormoopidae. Bases 1 to 378 code for a protein of 125 amino acids. Gene Ontology annotation, molecular function: structural constituent of ribosome. Gene Ontology annotation, cellular component: ribosome; cytosolic large ribosomal subunit.